Molecule: messenger RNA, 4711 nt
Organism: Actinia tenebrosa (Australian red waratah sea anemone)
Lineage: Eukaryota; Metazoa; Cnidaria; Anthozoa; Actiniaria; Actiniidae
Product: roundabout homolog 1
Biological process (GO): homophilic cell-cell adhesion
Cellular component (GO): plasma membrane
Source: RefSeq, a predicted model, not a curated record
CCAAAUAUUUUCCCGUACGGCCCUCUCACUCAGUAAAUAAGUACACAGUAUUUGAUGAAAGAGGAAAAUCUAACUAACGCGAACCUAACGAACAUGAAUCAAUUUAAAUCCGGUGAAGUGGACAAAAACAUGGCAAAAGGAUGCCAACGUUUGAGAGGUCCUAAAGGCGAGCCUGGUGAGAAAGGCAAACAAGGAGAAAAAGGAGAAAAAGGAGCCUUAGGAGCAAAGGGAUGUUCCGGGACUUCAUUUGCCUAUCCUACUUUCGAACCAAGUCCUCGAUACUUGGUGUUAAACGAAGGAGAUCAUGCUGUCCUGUCCUGUAACGCAACCGCCAGUCCCCCUGCACAGAUCACGUGGCACCGUAACAACAGAGUGCUGUUUCAAAAAGGAAAUAAUGUAACCCAACGUUACAUCAUUGAGAAUCGCAACAUCCACAUUAAGAAAGCUUCUGCCAGACUCUAUAUGUGUCCCAGUGAAAUCACACAUCCAGUAACCCAAAGUACAUUGGUUAUUAAGCAGUCACGUGGUUCAGACUCAGGGACUUACGUCUGUAAGGCAUAUAAUAUGAUGGGUGCUGUCUCAUAUGAAAUACCAGUUCUCGUACGAGUGUAUGUUAGGUGUUCUGCUUACCCAUCCUCCACCACAGUCGUAAAAGGUAAUGACAUACAGCUUAGUUGCCGCGCCUCUGGUGUUCCUACUCCAGUGAUCACGUGGUACAGGAAGGACGGAGGUCCCAUGCCCAGUCAGUACAAUAUAAGUGGAGGAGAUCUACAUAUUUAUAAGAUCAGUAAAGAAGAAGAAGGGACUUUUGUGUGUUUGGCAACAAAUGUCCUCGGAUCCAAGACAACUGAGGCUACAAUUACCGUCAAUGUGUUCCCCAAGAUUACGUCAUUUCUAGAUCAACCAAUGACGCUCAACGAAAGUCAGACCUUGGUCUUGCCAUGUAACGCCACAGGGUUCCCGAGCCCUGAGAUUCGUUGGUCUAAAGUCAAUGAUUCAUUACCAGAAGGUCGUUACUUGUACGACUUUCAGAUGUUGAAUAUAUCACGUGUUAAGUACGAGGAUCGAGGAGAGUAUGUAUGUACUGUCAAUAACACCGUAGGCACAACUGUCAAUAAGGUUACAGUAAUUGUUCAAGUUGGCCCUAAAAUCACGAAAAUACCUAACGCCAGAGAAUAUGGUUAUCGUGGAAAAUCCCAUACUUUUUUGUUUGAGGUUUUUGCUUUUCCAGAAGCCAAAAUAACUUGGAAAAAAACAAACCGCAAGGAUGUCAACGAGGGACGAUUUCGACAGAGAAAUGGCUCUCUUUUCAUUGAGAAUACCAAGUACGAAGACUCUGGUCGUUACCAGGCAACAGCCAGGAAUAUUCUCGGUGAAGUGAAAGUGACAACUUUACUGAUAGUUAGAGAUGCUGUUCAAGCAUUGAUUAUAUCGAAAGAGUUUCGAAAGCGCAUUUCGGUGAAAGAGGGAAGAAACCUAACCGAGAUGUGCCAUGCAGUAGGGGUACCAACACCUGAGAUAGUUUGGACACUCAAGGAUAACACGAUAAUAUCUGAAACAACACUGAGCCUACCUCUGAAUAUCGUUAAUGUUGGAAGUCGACAUGCUGGACGCUAUACCUGCACGGCUACAAAUGCAUUUGGGUCUGAUCAGCAAACCCUUAAUGUGACAAUAAUAGAAAGAUGGGUUAAGGUAGAAGGACGUAGGGACUAUUAUAGCUACAGAUACAAGUCUUACUCAACGACGAGCCGAUCGACUGGGACACUAUUCUCGUAUAAUUACCCGAGUAACUACCCAGGAAAUUUCAAAUACGACUGGAAGUUAACAUCCAAUGCUAAAAUCAGUUUAUAUUUCACGAGCUUCGACACUGAAUCUUGUUGUGACAGACUGAGAAUAUACAACGGCAAUUCUACAUCCAAUCAUCUCUUUGGUGAAUUCAGCGGGAAUGCUUUACCACCGAACAUCACUAGUUCAUCAAACGCACUGUACCUGCAAUUCAUCUCAGAUCGUUCCAAACAAAAAACAGGAUUUCUUGUUAAGUACAAAGGUAUAUAUUCACAGUUGCCUCUAAAAUUGCCGAAUUUGCACUUUGACAUCACAAUGGAGGCUAAGCAAAGACGCCUUCGUUUUCCUUUCUUGACUAUUUUCAACAUUCUCCAUGUCUGUAUUUCUAUUGGACUCGUAAUCGCAGUCGUUCGUAACCAACUUGUCAACGAAUYAAGAAUUGAGAAACUUGAGAGAAACGAUUGCAAAUGUUCCACUAGUGAGGACAAACAAAAGGAUGACGAAGUUAGCAAGUCGUUUGACUCUUUUUCCAAACAGAGCACAGGCAGUCUGGCAACAGAUAAAAGUGACAUCACGACUGCUCAUUAUAUGUCUAAAAGAACACUGGACGAUCAACUCAAUCAUCGCUUUCAAAAUGAGUAUCAUUCACACAAUGGCAAAGACAUACGAAAGCUUGGUCCUAAGAGCAAAUCAUUGGCCAACAACACGAUCCUCAAAGAAGGAGAAGCCUCUGUGGAUACGACUGUUUCUACUGGAAUCAAAAUCCUGAAUAGUUCAGAUGAAGGAUGGAAACAAAACGGUUCCACGAAGUCAUUGGACAACAGCACGAUUCUAAAGGAAACCGAAGUUAAUGCGAGUUCGAGUGUUUCUACUGAAUUCGAAAUCCUGAAUAAUUCAAAUGAAGACAAUAAGGCUAGUCAAUCGAAACUUAACAAAGAGUCCACUAAGGACAGGACGAUAUCAGACAUCUUAGGAAAGGAGGCUCGUCAGCUGUUUUCCUGUCUCGACAAGUUUAAAGUUAUUAUCGAAAGUCAAAUGACAACUGGUAACAAAAAGGAUGGUUGUGGAAUAUUGCAAGCAGGUCUUAAAGGAGAUCCUGGUGAGAAAGGUGAACCAGGGCAAAAAGGAGCUAUGGGACCUAAAGGAUGUUCCGGUACCUCAUUUGCCUAUCCUACUUUCGAACCAAGUCCUCGAUACUUAGUGUUCAACGAAGGAGAUCAUGCUGUCCUGUCCUGUAACGUAACGGCCAAUCCACCUGCACAGAUCACGUGGUACCGUGAUAAUGUCAUGCUUGUUGGAAAACGUGACAAUGGUUCUCAUCGUUACAUUAUCAAACAUCGUGACGUCGUGACAAAUCCAGCUUCUGCCAGAGACCAGAUGUGUCCCAGUGAAAUCCCACAUCCAGUAACCCAAAGUAUCUUGGUUAUUAAACAGUCACGUGGUUCAGACUCAGGGACUUACCUCUGUAAGGCACGUAAUAUCUUGGGUGUUUACAACUACGGGAUACGGAUCCUAGUGCAAGUCAAUGCACAGUUCACUAAGACACCAGCAAACCGCACAAUCGUACAAGGUAAAGACGUACAGCUUAGUUGCCGCGCCUCUGGUGUUCCUACUCCAGUGAUCACGUGGUACAGGAAGGACGGAGGUCCUAUGCCCAGUCAGUACAAUAUAACUGGAGGAGAUCUACAUAUUUAUAAGAUCAGUAAAGAAGAAGAAGGGACCUAUGUGUGUUUGGCAACAAAUGUUCUCGGAUCCAAGAUAACUGAGGCUACAAUUACCGUCAAUGUGUUCCCCAAGAUAACGUCAUUUCUAGAUCAACCAAUGACGAUCAACGAAAGUCAGACUUUGGUCUUACCAUGCAACGCCACAGGGUAUCCGAGCCCUGAAAUUUGUUGGUCUAAAGUCAAUGAUUUAUUACCAGAAGGUCGAUACGUGUAUGACUCUCAGAUGUUGAAUAUAUCACGUACUAAGUAUGAGGAUCGAGGUGAAUACGUAUGCACUGUCAAUAACACCGUAGGCAUGACUGUCAAGAAAGUGAAAGUUAUCGUCCAAGUCGGACCAAAGAUCAUCAAAAGGCCAGAUGUUACAGAGUUUGGUUAUCGAACACACACAAAAAAAAUCCACUUUGAAGUAUUUGCAUGGCCAAUCCCGAAAAUAACUUGGAAAGUGCCUUACUGGGAUCAAAAACGCGAUGGACGAUUUCGGCAGGAAAACGGAGACCUAAUUAUAAAGAAUGUCAAGUACACAGACUCUGGUCGUUACCAGGCAACAGCCAGGAAUAUUCUCGGUGAAGUUAAGGUGACGACAUUUCUAGCGGUUCAAGAUGCAGUGCCACCAUUUAUAAGAAAAAAUCUUCCAGCACUUAUCACCUUGAAGAAUGGACAGAAUUUUUCGAUAGUGUGCAGCGUAACUGGUGUUCCCACGCCCAGAAUCGUAUGGAAACAUUCAUUGUCAAACUACAGUACAGAAAAUAAGACGCUAAAGAUAAUCCGUGCAAAUUAUCUACAUAGAGGAAAUUACACUUGUACUGCAGAAAAUGGGUUUGGAAUUAUAAAACAGCAUCUUGUAAUAAGUGGUCUAGUUAAAGACAUACGGCUGCAUGGAUCUGCAAACGUUUACGAAGGACGUGUAGAGAUAUAUCACAAUGGUCAGUGGGGAACAGUGUGUGAUGAUGAAUGGGACAUGAACAAUGCACGUGUUGUUUGCAGACAGCUUGGGCUCAAAGAUGCUCAAAGGGCUCCGAUUAAAGCUAAGUUUGGCCAAGGGUCUGGUCCAAUAUGGCUGGACAACGUGAGCUGUACCGGAAGCGAAGGUAGACUUCAAGACUGUCGUCACGCGGGAUGGGGAGUAGAGAAUUGCCAACAUAGCGAAGACGCCAGUGUUGUUUGUGUCUCUUAACCGUAAUAAAAGUUUUAGUAAAGAUUUA